This is a messenger RNA of Necator americanus (New World hookworm), 621 nucleotides long. RefSeq lists its product as uncharacterized. Lineage: Eukaryota; Metazoa; Nematoda; Chromadorea; Rhabditida; Ancylostomatidae. Gene Ontology annotation, molecular function: hexose transmembrane transporter activity. Gene Ontology annotation, biological process: monosaccharide transmembrane transport. Bases 1 to 621 code for a protein of 206 amino acids. Gene Ontology annotation, cellular component: membrane. The record is from RefSeq and is a predicted model, not a curated record. The transcript has 7 exons.
AUGUCAAGGAAUGUUCUGAAUCACUUAAGUAAGAUGCCGUUGCCUUUUUCCAUAAAACGAACUCUGAUGAGACAUGAGGAUCGUGGCAAAGUUGUAUGUAUUAUACUGCUGACUUCACUAUUUACAAUCAUGCCAGUUGGGUAUCAUAUGGUCGCUUUGAAUGUUCCCGAAGAAGUUAUUCAACGAUCAAUGAACCAGAGUUUAUAUAAUAUAUUCGGAGUGGUGCUAUCGUCCAGCUCUGUUGCAUUGCUUUGGUCAAUAGUGGUAUCCUGUCAGAGUAUAGGGGCUCUGCUGGGUUGCUUGAUGGUCACUCCGCUGCUGAAUCGAUGUGGCGUUAAAACAUGCGCACUUCUACCGCUUUUCGUUCAACAAAUCGCUCCGAAGGAGAUCAAGAGUUCUCUAAGCUGUUUCAUACAUAUUUCCGUAUGUUUUGGUGCCGCUAUCGGGGCGAUACUUUCAUUGGAUUUCAUGCUUGGUGGCACAGAAACUUGGGGAUAUCUGUUGGUCGCUCCAGGAUUACUUGGAGUGUUGCAAAUUGCUGCAGAUUUUUUAAUCCCUGAAACACCUAACUAUUACCUUCAAACUGGCAGCUACAUCCAAGCUAUUCAGUCAAUUAAGUGA